AUGCCGCGAUCCCCCUCCCCGCAGCCCUUCAUACCCUCCUCACCAGGCCCCUCUCUGAAACGGUCUCGCUACACCUAUCGUCAUCUCCAGCUGCUCCGGCAGAAUUCGCCGUCGAGUCCCUUACGGGUGAUUGCGCAUCUCGAUCUCGAUGCGUUCUACGCACAGUGUGAGAUGGUGCGUUUGGGGACGCCGCGCGACACCCCUCUAGCUGUCCAGCAAUGGGACUCGCUCAUUGCCAUCAAUUAUGCUGCGCGCCCUUUCGGGAUCACCCGGAUGCUCUCUGCAAGCGAAGCCAAGAAACGCUGUCCCGAACUGGUCCUCCAACAUGUGGCGACUUUUAGGGAAGGAGAGGGCGGCAAAUGGGCCUAUCGAGAGGAUGCGUUCCGGAGCAUCAAGACUGACAAGGUGUCGCUGGAUCCAUACCGGGCAGAAUCUCGGAAGAUCCUGAGCCUGAUCAAGGAGGAGCUGUCUAAAUGGAGGGACCGUCUAGCCGUGAUAGAAGGCGGUGCUCUGGGUCAACUACAACCCGCCAAGCUAGAAAAAGCUUCCAUAGAUGAAGUCUUUAUCGACCUCUCGUCGCUGGUAUCUGGUGUUCUUUUUGAGCGUUAUCCUGAACUAAGAGAGCCUCCUACCGGCGAUGAUAAGACGGCUGUCUUGCCUUCUCCUCCAACCACAGCGUUAGACUGGCAUCCAGAAGAUGGACUGGUGGACCUGGACGAUGACGAAACAGAGGAGGAUGAUCCAGAUUGGGAUGAUAUCGCGAUGUUGAUAGGUUCUGAAAUAGUCCGUUCUGUCCGCAACGCCGUGUGGGAAAAACUAAACUAUACCUGUUCCGCGGGGAUCGCGAGAAACAAGAUGAUGGCAAAGCUGGGAAGCGCAUGCAACAAACCAAACAAGCAAACCGUAGUGCGAAAUCGCGCGGUCCAAAAAUUCCUAGGAGGGUUCAAAUUCACAAAGAUCAGAAUGCUAGGAGGGAAAUUGGGGGACCAGAUCACAGCGCUGUUCGGAACAGAGGAAGUUAGCGAGCUUUUGAAGGUGCCACUUGAGCAGUUCAAAGCAAAACUAGACGAUGAUACUGCGACUUGGUUGUACGGUAUUAUUCGCGGGGAAGAUCAUAGCGAGGUUAAUACACGAACACAGAUGAAGUCUAUGCUCUCAGCCAAGUCGUUUCGGCCCAGUAUUAACUCGGUUGAUCAGGCCGAGAAGUGGCUUCGGAUCUUUGCAGCUGAUCUCUACGGUCGACUGGUUGAGGAUGGUAUACUCGAGAACCGACGCCGACCAAGGACCAUUACUCUGCACCAUCGACAAGGUGCACAAGUGCGAUCACGGCAGAUCCCGAUUCCUGGCGGGAAAACGAUCGAUGAGGCCCUGCUCUUCGAACUGGGGAAAACUUUACUGGGCCAAGUCGUUGCAGAUGGACAAAUUUGGCCAUGUGCGAAUCUGUCGCUCAGUGUAGGCGGCUUCGAGGACGGUGUUGCCAACAACAGAGCCAUUGAUGGAUUCCUUGUCCGGGGUCAAGAAGCCAUCUCUAUGGGAACGCUAGGAACGGGGCGCGAUACGUCCGACGAACAAGGAAGAGCAGAGAAGAGGAGAAAAGUGGAAGAUACUGGCAUCCAGCGCUUCUUCAAGAAAGAUAACAGAGUUGGUGAUGAUUCGGACCUGAAAAAGCUCGAGCAUCAGGCAAGCUUCAAGGACUCGGAUGCGAAUGCCCAAGAGACGCCAGAUCAAGAUCUGAACACAGAAGGACAUGAUGACAGUGAGCGCUGGGAAAAUCGGCUCCCGGAAGAUUUAGCGGCUUCCUACAUCUGCCCCCGGUGCAAUAAAUCUCUUCCUGAAUUCGAAAGAAGUGAACACGACGACUGGCAUUUUGCCAAAGAUCUAGAGCGCCAAGAAAUGGAAGCAGCCAGGUCUCAGACGAUACAACGAGGCACGGGGCAGACUUCUAAAGACGCCAGGAAAACAAAGCCGAAACCUAGAACAACAGGCCGGGGUGGCACUGGAAAACCAGAGAAGGGACAGACACGACUUACUUUUUGA
Molecule: messenger RNA, 2037 nt
Organism: Rasamsonia emersonii CBS 393.64
Lineage: Eukaryota; Fungi; Ascomycota; Eurotiomycetes; Eurotiales; Trichocomaceae
Product: DNA polymerase eta (Eurofung)
Exons: 1
Coding region: 1-2037 (678 amino acids)
Biological process (GO): error-prone translesion synthesis; response to radiation
Cellular component (GO): replication fork; site of double-strand break; nucleus
Molecular function (GO): DNA-directed DNA polymerase activity; damaged DNA binding
Source: RefSeq, a predicted model, not a curated record